AUGUCCUGCCUGUCCUUUCGACCCCGCCCUCCCUGGAAUCUCCUGCUGCUUCUUGGGACCCUCCUGAGCUGUGGUCUGGGGGGCAGCGCUCAGGGUCCGGGGGAGUGGACCCCCUGGAGUUCCUGGACCCGCUGUUCCAGCACCUGUGGGCGGGGCGUCUCGGUGCACAGCCGUCGCUGCAUCCGGUUUCCUGGAGAAGAGCCUUGCUGGGGGAGCACUCAUGAGUACCGCCUCUGCCAGCUGCCGGACUGCCCUGCCAGGGCUGUGCCCUUCCGAGACCUGCAGUGUGCCCUCUACAAUGGCCGCCCUGUCCUGGCCACCCAAAAGACCUAUCAGUGGGUGCCCUUCUAUGGAGCACCCAACCAGUGCGAUCUCAACUGCCUGGCCGAGGGCCACGCCUUCUACCACAGCUUUGGCCGGGUCCUGGAUGGCACUCCCUGCAGCCCCGGUGUGGAGGGGCUCUGUGUGGCUGGCCGCUGUCUUAGCGCCGGCUGUGACGGGCUGCUGGGCUCAGAUGCCCGCGAGGACCGCUGCGGCCAAUGCGGUGGCGCCAACGACUCGUGCCUCUUCGUGCAGCGCGUGUUCCGCGAUGCAGGCGCCUUCGCCGGGUAUUGGAACGUGACCCUGAUCCCCGAGGGAGCCAGGCACCUCCGCGUCUCGCAUCGGAGCCGCAACCACCUGGCGCUGAUGGGGGGCGACGGGAGCUACGUGCUCAACGGGAACUGGGCAGUUAGCCCACCCGGGACCUACGACGUGGCGGGCACCCGCGUGGUCUACACCCGCGCCACCGCCCGGCCGGAGGAGACACUCCACGCCGCGGGGCCCACUUCGCACGACCUGCUCCUGCAGGUCCUCCUGCAGGAGCCCAACCCCGGCAUCGAGUUCGAGUUCUGGCUUCCCCGGGAACGCUACAGCCCCUUCCAGGCGCAGGCGCAGGCCCUGGGCUGGUCCCUGCGGCAACCGCAGGCGCGCGAGGUGGAGCCGCCGGCGCGCCCCCCGACCACCGCCCCACGGACGCCAGCUGCAGCCCCAGACCCCUGUGCGCCCUGCCCGGACGCCCGAGGCCGGGCCCACCGGCUGCUCCAUUACUGCGGCAGCGACUUCGUCUUCAGGGCCCGCGUCCUCGGCCGUCACCGGCAGGCCCAGGAGACCCGCUACGACGUGCGCGUGCAGCUGGUAUACAAGAACCGCUCGCCGCUGCGGGCCCGCGAGUACGUGUGGGCCCCGGGCCGCUGCCCCUGCCCGCCGCUCGCACCGCAUCGCGAGUACCUGCUGGCCGCCCGGCGCCUGGUCAGCCCCGACGGCACGCAGGACCGGCUGCUGCUCCCGCACUCCGGCUUCGCGCGGCCCUGGAGCCCAGCAGAGGACAGCCGCGUGCGCCUGCUCGCCCGCCAUUGCCCUGUGUGA
Elephantulus edwardii (Cape elephant shrew) is the source of this 1407-nucleotide messenger RNA. RefSeq names its product ADAMTS-like 5 (gene ADAMTSL5). NCBI's taxonomy places the organism in Eukaryota, Metazoa, Chordata, Mammalia, Macroscelidea, Macroscelididae. Bases 1 to 1407 code for a protein of 468 amino acids. Gene Ontology annotation, biological process: extracellular matrix organization. The transcript has 12 exons. Gene Ontology annotation, cellular component: extracellular matrix. The record is from RefSeq and is a predicted model, not a curated record. Gene Ontology annotation, molecular function: metalloendopeptidase activity; protein binding.